GCCGGACCGCGCCUUGGCCGCGGCGGCUCCCGGGGACGCGGGAGGGCUGUCCCGACCGCGCUCUCUGCCCCCAGCUCAGGGUCUGCUGCCCACCGGGAGACGCUUGUCCACAGAGCCGUGGGGCAGCGCACCGGAGUUGUUAUUUCCCUCCCCGGCCGCUGCGCCGGCGGACAUUCCUCUGCAUUUCUUAAGGGAGAAAGCUCGGCAAAGAAGGCAUAGGAAGAAAGGCAGUCGAGAAGGGGGGAAAAGUUGAUUGACUUGCAGAGAAGUGAAGCUUUCCUGUGGCUCCCACUGGAGACUGCACUGGAGACCUUCAGUCCACGCGAAGCUGCAGGAUGGAGCCCCGGCCCGAGCUCACAGCAGUGCCCCUCGGGGAGAACGGGAGUGUCCACCUGGUGCCCGACACAGCCCUGCUGUCCCCGGGGAGAGACACGGCCAUGUUCAUCAUCCGCUGUGUGAUCCCUUCACUCUACCUGCUCAUCAUCACCGUCGGCUUGCUGGGCAACAUCACCCUCAUGAAGAUCUUCAUUUCCAACUGCGCCAUGAGAAGUGUGCCCAACAUCUUCAUCUCCAGCCUCGCUGCUGGUGAUCUGCUCCUGCUAGUGACCUGUGUGCCUGUGGAUGCCUCCCGGUAUUUCUCUGAAGAGUGGCUCUUUGGGGAAGUGGGCUGCAAGCUCAUCCCUGUCAUCCAGCUGACCUCUGUUGGUGUCUCUGUCUUCACCCUCACCGCCCUCAGUGCUGACAGGUACAAAGCAAUUGUAAAUCCCAUGGACAUCCAGACCUCCAGUGCAGUGCUAUGGACCUGUCUUAAAGCCACUGCCAUCUGGGUAAUCUCCACGCUCCUGGCAGUUCCUGAAGCAGUGUUCUCCCAACUGGCUCACAUCAAUGACACAGAUAACGCCACUUUCACAGCUUGCAUACCAUACCCCUUGACAGAUGACAUGCACCCAAAGAUCCAUUCUGUGCUGCUUUUCCUUGUGUAUUUCCUUGUCCCUCUUGUAAUUAUCAGUAUCUACUACUAUCAUAUUGCAAAGAGUUUAAUAAAAAGUGCGCACAACAUCCCUGGGGAACACAGUGAGCAUUCCAAAAGACAGAUGGAAACUCGGAAGCGUCUGGCAAAAAUUGUUUUAGUUUUUGUUGGCUUCUUCGCUAUCUGCUGGUUUCCUAACCACGUGCUAUACAUGUACAGAUCUUUUCAUUACAAUAAGAUUGAUCCAUCGAUGGGACAUAUGGUUGUUACCUUAGUGGCCCGAGUGCUAAGCUUCUGCAACUCUUGUGUCAACCCAUUUGCACUGUAUUUUCUCAGUGAGAGUUUUAGAAGACAUUUCAACAACCAGCUUCGCUGCAGGAAGAAAGGUCAGAAAGAGAGAUCUGCCAGCUACUUGUGCAACUCCUCUGCCAUUCAAAUGACUUCCCUGAAAAGCAAUUCCAGGAACCCAGUAACUACCAUGACACAACUGAAUGGGCACAACUUGAAACAAGAAAUGUCAUUAUGAUCUAAGGAGUGUGAUUUUUGACUGUGAAACUAAUCCGAACUUUUCUUUUGCAGCUUGUAACUCAGUUUUGGAUUUUGUUCUUAGACAGUCCUCAGAAGAGAGGAUCUGUUAAAUUCUGGACAAUCUGAGGUUAUUUCACACCAUCUGACUCUUAGAAGUGAAGAGUAUGUUUUAUUGUGAAAACAGAACGGACUGACAUCAUAUUGUACUUUAAAGGAGAUGCUGAUAUAUGUUUUCCAUAAAGGAAAGCAGUGUAUCCGAUAUAAUAUUGCUUUAAAAAGUAUAGAUUUUCUGAUCUGAAAAUACGUAUUUUUAACUGAAUAUUGAUCCAGGUUUACAUUUUGCUUUAAUAGAUUUUGCAUGAUUUUAGCUCUGUGGUGUGUGCUAGCUUUGCUGAUUAAGACUGUUAGGCAUUUUGGAUUCAAUUAAACUUUUAAUUUAUUUUUUCUUUAACCAGAUCACAUGUCAGCACAGGUAGUCAAAUAGACACAAUGUCUGGAGUUUAUUGCUGCUACUUAUACAAGGCUGUUCAUAUAAAAGUUUGAAGGGGGAUAGACAAAGCUGAAUCCCCUGUUAUACAGUGGCAGAGAAUCUGACAAAUAAUCAUUCCUAGGCUAGGUGAGACUAUCGUGUCUGAGCUCCAGGGAAAAUGAUCACAGCAUCUUUCUUAGAAGGGGCAGUAACAGCAGACAAAGGCACCUUGUGGAAGUAGUUUUUUAUGGCCAGUUCAUGAGCCAAAUUUAAUUUUAGGUAUGUUUUUAUUUACAAUUACCCCUGCUCCAGCACAGGUCUGUCUCUGUCAUAACACUGUAUCCUGUACUUCUGCAGUGACUUCUCUAAGGUGAAUACUAGAGAGUACACUAGAAAUUUAGUUUGGAUUUUGGAAUUAAUUGCUAGUCUUUUAAUUUCAAAAGCUGAAGUGCUAAUGCAGUGUAUCAGUUCAUUGUUUGCUUUGUCCUUAAUAAUACACUUGCGCUUAUUUAGUUCUGUUUGUAACUCUGUGAACCACCUGAAGUUCAAAAUUUCUUUCUCAAUUCCUCUUUCUUCAAGACUAGUUAUAUCCCUACCCCAAUAUUUAAAGCAGUGAGAAGUUGUAUUGAUGUAAAUUGUAAGUGUUCUAGCUAAUUAUCUGAAAAAAAUAUAAAUUCCCAGUUGUAACCACUCAACAGGGAAAGUAACUGAUAGAAGUUCUUAAUGGAAACUGGCAUGGUCCAGCAGGUGAGACCCAUAGGAGAAUGUAAUGUAGUUAAAGUUGUGUGCAGCAUUCAAAUGAGAGAACUUAUUAAGUUCAGUUUAGACUGGCUCCAUAUGACCUACCCAACCUUGCUGGUUGCAGUUGCCCUCUGGCUUCAGUGGCUCCUUAGAAGACUUUAUACAAUGGAGCUGAUUAGCAUGAACUUGUAAAUCUAUGUAUGGCGGUUUAGAAAGUUGUAAUUUUGUCAUAGUUUAGGGAUGGAUUUCCCCAAUUUAGUGUUCCCACUGAAACACUCCAAAGCAUGUGCCGCUGUCUCACUCCCCACUUCCUUCUCUCCCUCUCCCUGCAGCAGGAUGGAGACAAGAAAUUGAAGGCACAAAAGGUACAUAUCAAGGGUUGAGAUUAUAACAAUCUACUAGAAACAGCAAUGAAAUAAGCAACAAACAGUAGCAACAGAAAUAUUAAUAAGAGAGUGUUAUUAAAAUUAAAUAACAUGAAGUGAAGGAUUCACAUGCAAGCACUCACCAUGCAGAACUUAGCACUACCUGGACCCUCACUUCACCAUCGGCCUGACUGGAAGGAACCCAUCCCUUCCCUGCCCCCUGCUUUGGCAUGAGGUGGUAUAGAGAAACCCUGGGGUCCUGGUCAUGUCCCUCCUGGCUACUGUAGAAAUGAACUCUUUUCUGCCUGGAACCAGGACACAUCCAUAACUGCCUGGCACUGCCUCAUCCUCCUUUUUUUCCAUUUUGCUUCUCUUUCUUAAUGCCUUAGUUUUGUAUGAGCCCACAUGUUCUCCAAACUACUUUUUAAUUUUAUAUCACUAAUUCCUCCUGGAUGCCAGACAAAGUUUUGGAUUCUUCUCUUCUGAUCAGUCUUGAGUCCUUUUCACUCACACAUAUUUUACACCUGCAAAGCACUAAAGCUUAAAGUCUUCCUUUGUCAAUUCUUGAUGCUUAUCACUGACUGUGAUCAAAUCUUCUGUUUAUUUCUGCUGGGGUUUUUGUGGUUCCCUGCUCCUUAUUUUGUUUGACAGUCUUGCUACACUGCAUAGCCUUUUAUGAACUUCUAAAUCCAUUGUGGUUUUUAUUUCCUAAAUGAAUUUUUCUGAUGUGGACAUUACCAGAUGAUACAGGUGCCCUACCGGAAAGACAAUAAUCUUAUUUGUAGCAGAUUUGAUGCUUCUGUUUGAUUCAUGUUCUCCACUCAAUGUCUUAAAUUGCUGUGUGUGGUAAGGACAGCAUGAGCCAGCUUUCUGGCAGAACGGAAAGCUACAGUCUGUUCCUUUUUGUUGUGAGGAGAAGAUGUUCCGGGGCAGAUUAUAACACCUUCUUGUCAGGAAAUCAGCACAGUUUUGCUUCAUUAUUUCCCAGACCUAAUAUUCAAAGUCUGUUUCAAGUAAGUAAACUAAAUUGUAUAUAGCUCCUUGCAAAUUCUUGUAGCAUGGCAUGGGGGCAUUAGUUCAUCUGUCUGGAGCUUUACUAGGCAUGUUGCUAACCCAAUGUGCACCUUUUGGAAGUGUCUGUUGCUGUGCUUCUGUACACACUGUAUAUAAGCUGUAUGUAUAAAGCUAGUUUCACACAACUCUGCUUGCUAACAAUUAAAAUGAUUGUAGAAUGCAUUUUAUGAAGUAUUUUCUUCUAACUGUAGUCAAAGAAACAAAGGAAAUCUGUAAGAUCUUGUCAGCUUUUCAUGUGAUACAUUGAGAUCUAUGCCAACAUAGUUGUUAAAAUGCCAUGUUUUUUUUCUUUUUUUUUUUUUCUGUUAUGAAAAUUUUCUUAUUUUGGAAACAUCAGUUCUUUUCUACCUUCCUCUCCUGAGUUUUGGGAUGGUUUCUUUCAAAAAAUAUUUUUGCAACAAUUGAGAAAACUACCAUCGCUUCUUAGUCUUUGAAAAAUGAGAGAACAGAGUAAUUACUGUUUCCUCACUUAAGACAUUUAUAUUUUGUAGAUUAGAGCUAGUACAACAUUAAGUCUGAUAGCAUCUUCUCACUCCACCUUGUCAGUACUGGAAGUAUUACAUUCUCUGCAGAAUCCUGAAAUGUCAGUAUGGUUGACUUCUCAACUGACCUGAGAUAUCUCAUUUAGCAUUACACUGUGAUGUGAUAAUUAUCUUCAACAAAGCCACUUCACUUACAAUACAGGACAAAUCUUUACAACACACCUGCCCCAUAGAUAUUUUUCUUAACUCAGUCAAGACAGAUUCACAGAAACUAUGGCCCAGGAAUUAGCAGGGAAGAUCAAGAAGUCUUAAACCAUUCUCAAAGGGGGGAAGGGAUAAGACCAGGCUACUAAGGACCAGCUUAGGGGCAGGAGGCUUGUGACCAGGGCAAAACCAUUAGCCCAGCUGAGGUGCACCUACAGCAGUGCACACAGUAUGGGCAGCAAGCACAGGGAGCUGGAAGCCAUUGUACAACAGGAAAGUUAUGUAUUUGCUAUCACAGAAACGUGGUGGGGUGACUCUCACGACUGGAGUGCUGCAAUGGAUACAUAUAAGCCCUUUAGAAGACACAGGCAAAACAGGAGAGGUAGUGAGGUGGAACUGCAUGUGUGUGUGGGCAAAAAUCAGGGGGAAGGUCAGCAGGGUGGACAUCAUGGUGGUGGGAGUCUGUCAUAUUCCACCCAACCAGGACGAUCAGACAGAGGAGGCAUCCUACCAGCAGGUGGCUGAGGUCUCAUGGUUGCCGACCCUUGUAUUCAUGGGUGACUUCAACUUGCCAGAUGCCUUCUGGAAACAUGACAAAGCAAAGAGGAAACAAUCUAGGAAGUUCCUGGAGUGUGUGGAAGACAACUUCCUAACACAACUUGU
Prinia subflava (tawny-flanked prinia) is the source of this 5496-nucleotide messenger RNA. It is a transcript of the gene NMBR, whose product is annotated as neuromedin B receptor. Gene Ontology annotation, cellular component: plasma membrane. Gene Ontology annotation, biological process: bombesin receptor signaling pathway. The coding region runs from base 336 to 1496 and encodes 386 amino acids. The record is from RefSeq and is a predicted model, not a curated record. The transcript has 3 exons. Lineage: Eukaryota; Metazoa; Chordata; Aves; Passeriformes; Cisticolidae. Gene Ontology annotation, molecular function: bombesin receptor activity.